CAAGACUCAUACGUACCGCUCUCUUCCAUUCCAUCCUUGUCCACUCCCUUCUCAGUAUCGUUGCUCUUUCCACCAUCUCUCUCUGCAAAACCCUUGCCACUUCCAUUGUUACUCUCUCUCUCUCUCUCUAUAACUUAUGGCCGGGAUCCGAUUACCGCCGGAAGACUCCGAGGUCUCGCAGGCCCGAGCUUUGACCACAACCGAUCUAAUCUCCGACGACGACCGUUCUGUGGCGGCGGACUCAUGGUCCAUUAAGAGCGACUACGGUAGUACUCUCGACGACGAUCAACGACACGCCGACGCUGCCGAAGCUCUCUCCACCGCCACCUUCCGCGCCGCCUCUGAUUACAGUUCUGAUAAGGAGGAGCCUGAUGCUGAAACAGUUACAUCCAUGUUGGGUUUCCAAAGUUAUUGGGAUGCCACUUACGCAGAUGAAUUGGCGAAUUUUCAUGAGCAUGGCCAUGCUGGUGAAGUUUGGUUUGGGGCUGAUGUUAUGGAGACUGUUGCUUCUUGGACCAAAAGCUUGUGUACUGACUUUUCACAAGGACACUUGGUGAAUCAUGUUGAUGAUGACAAAUUUGGGCCUGUUGAACAGAAUGACAAAGAUUUGUCUAGUUGGAGUGUACUUGACAUUGGCACUGGCAAUGGUCUGCUUCUACAAGAACUUGCUAAGCAGGGGUUCUUAGAUCUCACCGGAACUGAUUACAGUGAAGGAGCAAUUGACCUUGCUCGAAACCUUGCUGACCGUGGUGGAUUCACCAACAUUAAGUUUUUGGUUGAUGAUGUUCUUGAGACAAAGUUGGAAAGGAAGUACAAACUUGUCAUAGAUAAGGGGACUCUAGAUGCCAUUGGAUUACAUCCAGAUGGCCCUAUCAAAAGAAUCAUGUAUUGGGAUUCAGUCUCAAGGUUGGUGGCAUCUGAUGGAAUAUUGGUGAUUACAUCGUGUAACAGUACGAAAGAUGAAUUGGUGCAAGAAGUGGAUAAUUUUAAUCAAAGAAGAGUUGGUGCCUCCCAAGAAGCUGCUGGGACCAUCGCGGACCAAGAGGCCGGCAGAGAUCCUCCUCUAUUCCGCUUCCUUGAUCAUGUUCGUUCAUAUCCAACAAUCAUGUUCGGAGGAUCUGAAGGAUCACGUGUGACUACUGUAGCAUUCCUGAGGAACUGAAAUCAGCCACUUUCCAUCAUGAUAUGUCGUUUCUGUCAAUUGGUUUUGCUGUUAUUUGAGCUACGUGUGCCCAUUUGUGGUCAAGGAAGUGAAAGUUACUAACCUUUAAAAGUUACGGAUUCAUGCUUCUGAAUUUGAUUUGCAGAAGAUGCUUUUUUGGGAUGUACUUUGCUGGGAAUUGAUCUGACUAUACUAUGUGUGUAAAUCUGACCUUUGUUUGGGAUUUGAAGUAAAGGUCUCAAAUCUAGUGCUAAAAAUGAUCUAUUGCACCUUGAGUUUCAUAUGGUUCUUUAUUGCAAAGCAGUUGGGUUUUCCAACCAACACAUUUCCAUUUGUGUUUAUGCUUCCUUUGAACAUGUUGAUUUUUAAUUGCUGUAUUCUGUGGCUUAUAUUAGGUUUUUUCAGUUGUACC
Molecule: messenger RNA, 1574 nt
Organism: Camellia sinensis
Lineage: Eukaryota; Viridiplantae; Streptophyta; Magnoliopsida; Ericales; Theaceae
Cellular component (GO): cytoplasm
Molecular function (GO): protein-lysine N-methyltransferase activity
Source: RefSeq, a predicted model, not a curated record